This is a messenger RNA of Prorocentrum cordatum, 1985 nucleotides long. Lineage: Eukaryota; Dinophyceae; Prorocentrales; Prorocentraceae. The record is from the annotation of a GenBank genome assembly.
UCGUUCCCCUAAGGAAGGGAGGAUGGGGAGGAUUAUGGAACACGUUCUCAGGGCGACUGUGGGGCAGGUGGAGCGCAGGAACAUCGACGACAGGUGUGUGUGUGGCUCUAAUAUGUCAGGAUAAUGUUUGCGCAGGAUCAUUUCUCCCGCGUGCAACGAGGAGCAUGACCAGGACGGGAGUGGAAAGAGGCCGAGAGGCGUCUGACGAUCAGCACGCAAAGAAGCAUGGCGGACAGGGAAGCAUGGGCCGAACGAGGCGCUGCUGCCCCUCCUCCCUGCCACAUUCUUCUGUGCUUGCGGGCAGCGCUUGACGGACUUUGUUCUGUUUUUUCUUCCAGCCAGGCUUGCAAUAACACCGACUAGCACAUAGGAGGCACGAGGGUCGUCAGCAAUGGCAAGUCUUUGGGGCACGUGCUCGCGCUGCCACACAUUCGACUGGAACCAUAUUCUACGCAGACGUAAUAUGGCCUGCAGUGGGUGUGGAUCCAAAGUUGAACUGUUUCGUCCUGAGGACCGCGCCAAUUUCAGUGGCCAGGAGGUUGGCACGGACGACGUGUGGUUCGAUACGGACAUCGGCAGCGAGUCUGAGGGAAUACGCAAACCGCUCCCAGCAGACAUCCUUCGUCAGCCACGCGGUGACCGCGCUUCGCCUCUUGGUGGCAAGCGUGGCAAAAGGCAAGGGCGCGUCCGUCCAGGAACUCCUGCAGCAGGCGGCGGCGGAUACAAAGGAUCCUAAGCCCCAGGCGGACCUCCAAGCUCAGCUGUGCAAGCUGGGCGAGAAGACCUCCACGUGCGAACAAAAGGUGAGCGUGUCAGAGGAGUUUUGGCGCGCCGAGGGGGCGUGGCGAGAUGCUAAACACAGGCACCAACAAGCGGUGGCUAAUGUCGUCCGCCUUGGUAGCAACCUUGCGGCUGCGGAGGGGAAUGAGCAGAUGGCAGCACGCGCCUUAGCAGAAGCGGCAACGAUCAACUUGUACGCGGUCCAGGCCGUCGCUAGGGCGGAGGGAGUGCAGGUCAGCACUGCGAAGGGCGAGGGCGACGGGCUGAAGGAUGAGAAAUUGAUCCGCGCGCAGUGUGACGCGAGCUUUUCUGUCAACCCCGACGGCUUGGAGGCGACCGAGGAAAAGAAGAAGGCGAUCGCAGGGCUGCGCGACCAGUUCAGACAGCCAGAUAUAUCCUUGUGGGCAAAUGGGGGGAGAUCCAGGAAUGGUUCAUAUAGCCUUCUGGGCAAAGAGAUGGAGAUCCAGGAGUGGUUCCGCACCGUCCAUAAGCGCCAGCAGGACGUCGAGGAGAGGCUGGCCAAGACAAGGCGAGACGGCCCUUCACAGAGGCUGGCAGUGCGGGAUGAACCAGGGGUCCAAGACCUGCGAGCUCAGCAACGAGCAUGCGAGCCAGGCGCUGGUGCAGGUCACCGCUGUUGAGGCGUUUUGGUUGCGCGGGCUGCUGCCACGGGUGCGGGUAGCCGCGCCCUCGCUUCCCUCGGAUUGAUGCGCUGGCGCAGGGCCGCGUGGGCCACGGGGUCGACGGCGACCCUCUUUUCGCGCGCGGAGACGCCAGCGGAGGGCAAGACACGGGCUCCAACUAACUCACGCGCGAAGGGCCGGCCAUCGCGAGGUUGCUGGCAAGCGUUCGCCCAUUGGUUCAUGCUUGCGCAGUGGGGCCGCUGGUCUGCCUAUGCAGGUCGUCGCUCGAUGCGAAUGGGAAGUUUUCCACAUGGUUCUUUUUUGUACGACGGGGUCGCUCACCUACGUCGCGGACUUGCGAUAUGGCGGCCGCAGGCUGGCACGCCAAGAAGUACAUGUGCCCGUGGGGAGACGGCGCGGACAUCUGGCGGCAGACAAGCAAGCUCGUCCGCGACCGUCAGUGCUUGAUGAGGACAGGUUUCGUAUUCGCUUGCACGAGAGGCGAGCUUUUCUGGCCAUGCAUCGUCUCUUCAGGGCGGCCAUCGACAGCAUGGCGGCCACCGAGGCAGCCGAGGGACCAAG